CAUUGGGGCCCACAUACGGGACCAAAAGCAGUAAAAAUUGUGGAAGUAGGCCCCCGAGAUGGUCUACAGAAUGAAAAACAAUUCGUACCUACAGAAAACAAAAUCGAAUUUAUCAAUAAACUGUCCCAGACCGGCUUGAAGGUGAUAGAAGCAACGUCAUUUGUGUCCCCGAAAUUAGUGCCACAGAUGUCAGAUGCUGUUGAAGUUAUGACAAAAAUUACACGCAAACCAGGCGUGGAUUAUCCCGUCUUAGUACCUAACCUUACGGGAUUGAAAAAAGCUAUAUCAUCGGAUGUAAAAGAAAUAGCAAUAUUCGCUUCUGCUUCUGAGACAUUCAGCAAAAAGAAUAUUAAUUGUACAAUAAAUGAAAGUUUGGAACGAUUUCAAGAUGUUGUAGAUAUAGCCAAUGCUGAAAGAAUUGCUAUCAGAGGAUAUGUUUCUUGCGUUCUUGGAUGUCCUUAUGAAGGAGAGAUUUCUCCCAUUGCAGUUGCUACAAUCGCUGAGAAAUUGUACAAAAUGGGUUGUUAUGAGAUUUCUCUAGGCGAUACGAUUGGCGUUGGCACUCCUGGUUCGUUAUCGAGGAUGUUAAAAGCUGUAUGUCAGGUUUUGCCAACGGAACGUAUAGCGAUGCACUGUCACGAUACUUAUGGUCAAGCCCUUGCCAAUAUAUACCACGCACUAACGUCAGGAAUAAGGGUCUUUGACAGUUCUGCUGCAGGUCUAGGAGCAACCGGUAAUGUUGCUACAGAAGAUGUGGUGUAUAUGCUUCAUGGAAUGGGUUAUGAAACAGGUAUCGACUUAUCGGAGCUAGUGCGAGUUGGGAAUUAUAUAUCCCAGCAAUUAGGUCGUCCUAAUGGAUCUAAAGCAGCUGCAGCUUUGAGUUUAAAAUUGCAACAGAAUUGA
Messenger RNA from Dentiscutata erythropus, 903 nucleotides. Lineage: Eukaryota; Fungi; Glomeromycota; Glomeromycetes; Diversisporales; Gigasporaceae. The record is from the annotation of a GenBank genome assembly.